Molecule: messenger RNA, 1284 nt
Organism: Closterium sp. NIES-65
Lineage: Eukaryota; Viridiplantae; Streptophyta; Zygnematophyceae; Desmidiales; Closteriaceae
Source: the annotation of a GenBank genome assembly
AUGCACGUCGUCGUUCACCCAGCACAAGCAGACAAAACCACAGGUACCCGUUCUCUCUUCUACCUCUUUCUCUCUCUCUCUCUCUCUCUCUCUCUCUCUCUCUCUCUCUCUCUCUCUCUCUCUCUCUCUCUCUCUCUCGACUCUCCCUCUCCCUCUCCGUCUCCCUCUCCCUCUUCCUCUCCCUCUCCCUCUCCCUCUUUCACUCCCUCUCUCUCUCCCUCUCCCUCUUUCACUCCCUCUCUCUCUCCCUCUCCCACUCCCUCUCCCUCUUCCUCUUCCUCACCCUCUCCCGGUCUCGCUCCCACUCCCUCUUCCUCUCCCUCUCCCCCUCCCCUACCCUUCCCCCUCUCCCUCCACCUCCACCUCCUCCUCCACCUCCCCCCUCCCUCUCUCUCUCCUCUCUCUCUCUCUCUCUCUCUCUCUCUCUCUCUCUCUCUCUCUCUCUCUCUCUCUCUCUCCCUCUCUCUCUCCCUCUCUCUCUCUCUCUCUCUCUCUCUCCCUCUUUCUCUCUCUGAAUCUUAUUUACUCCUUGCCUCUACGUUUUGUCUCCCCCCUUCCACCCAUGCACCCCUUUCUGGGUUUCCUGCGUCGUUUUGGCACCUCUACUUUCAUCUGACCGCCUCCUCCUGUUUGUUCUGUCCGUCUCUCCUCCUGCCAUCCCCCCUUCUUUCUUCCUUCUGUGCCUCCUUCCCCCGAUUCCUCUCCGCUCUCCGCUCUCCGCUCUCCGUCUCUCUCUCUCUCUCUCUCUCUCUCUCUCUCUCUCUCUCUCUCUCUCUCUCUCUCUCUCUCUCUCUCUCUCUCUCUCUCCCUCUCUCCUCCCUCCCUCCCUCCCUCCCUCCCUCCCUCCCUCCCUCCCUCCCUCCCCCCCCCCCCUCCUCCCUCCCUCCCUCCCUCCCUCCCCCCCCCCCCUCCUCCCUCCCUCCCUCCCUCCAUCCCUCCCUCCCUCCCUCCAUCCCUCUCUCUCUCUCUCUCUCUCUCUCUCUCUCUCUCUCUCUCUCUCUCUCUCUCUCUCUCUCUCUCUCUCUCUCUCUCUCUCUCUCCCUCCCUCCCUCCCUCCCUCCUCCGCUCUCGGUUCCUUGCACUUGUGUUCCCCCCAUCACCCCUGUUUUCCACCUCUGGCACUCCCCCUCUCUUCACCCCCCAUAUAUGUUCUAUCUGCAGCAACACAACAACCAGCUGAUGCAGCGUCAGGCAGAUGUGGUUGCACCAUUCUUUGAUCCCGCCUUCCUCCAUCAUUCCGCAAGGUCCUCCCAACUACUGGUCGAAGCCACAACUCAGUUAUGA